CUCGACUGUCAAGCCUUAACUGCAAUCACAACUGACUUAAUAGAGUUAGAUGCAACAUGGAGAAGCAAGUAUGUUCAUUAUUGGUUUUGAUUUUGUUCCUCAAUGUCACGGACUCAUUUACACUGACUGUUCCUGAGGAGGUGACAGGGCAGUUGAGAAAAUCAAUCACCAUUCCUUGUACCUAUCGUCCAGCUCCCCUGUACAUUGAGGUAGAAGUCGUUUGGUACAUUAAUACACACACAGUUAUUAUUCGAAGAAAUGAAUUUGGUGUUAAUAUUCCCCGUUUCAACAAUCGGGACAGAGUCACCAUUAAGCAUGAUCCUGGAUCUGGUGAUGUUUCACUUACUCUGAAAAAUCUGGCGUAUAGUGAUCGAGGAACCUAUACUUGUGAAGUAAAAUGGCGAACUAAGUAUGGAUUAAAUCAAAGAAAAAACAAUGCACAUGUCAAUUUAAUAGUGCUAAGAGCUUUACCUUCAACUAGAGCUCCGGCUAGUGUGGCCCCUGUGGUUCUUCCUACGGAUGGAUUCAACAUUAUGAAAAUUCAAGUCUGGGCGUUUGCACUGAUAGUUACUCUGAUCAUACUGUUUUUUUCUGUUAUUAUCGGCAUUGUGCUCUGGACAAGGAUUAAGACAGGGAACUUGUAUGAAUCGCCAAGGUAUGAAAGUUUUCUGUAUCAGGCACCAAUGAAUGUAGUCUUAACUGAAAAUAAUGAAUAUGAAGUGAUGACAACAAUGAAAGAGGAUGAAUAUUCAGUUAUACCUGUGGGAUCCGCAUGCUCUAUGAACAAUCAGAUGCUUCGGUGUGAAGAAUAACCUUAAUUACAACGCCACCCAAGUCCUUUUCAGUCUCUCAAUUUUAUCUACUACCUCCCUAAAAACUAUGCUAACUCCUGCUGGGGUAUCCUUUUUUAUUCAAUCGUGUGGGUGUCGCAUUUAUUGCCUAUCUCUAAUUGCCCCUUGUUCAGAGGGCAUUUAAGCAUCAACCACAUUGCUGUGGGUCUGGACUCACAUGUAGGUAAGAUCAGCAGAUGUCCUUCCCUGAAGGGCAUUGAAAUCCAGAUGGGCUUUUUUUUAAUGGUCAUCAUCAGACGUUAUUGAAUUCAAAUUUCACCAUCUGCUAUGGUGGGAUUUGAACUCAGGUACCCAGAGCAUUACCUUGGGUCUCUGGAAUACUAGUUAGGGACAAUACCACUAUGCCCCUGCCUCUCCAUAUAAUUGCAUUGGCCCUGGUAGUUUUAUAUUAUAGCAAAUAAAAGCAACCAAAAAAAAUACUGCAGAUGCUGGAACUCUGAAAUAAAAACAGAAAGUGCUGAAAAUGCUCAGCAGGUCUGGCAGCACCUAUGGAGAGAGAUACAGAUUUAAUGUUUAAAAUCUAAUGUGGAUCUUCUUCAGAGCAGUUUUAUUAGCUUUAUAUUAUACUGCAUUGGCCAUUUUUCAUUCAUAACUGGUUGGUGAAUUUGAUGGGAAUAAUGGGGAGCAGAUAAACCAAGCCUCAUCCUGUCCUCACCGGAUAACCACAUGUGUCAUUUUCCAGCAGAUGUUAUUGGAUAGUGACCAGAAGCAGGAAUCUUGUCUAAUUGGUUCACCUAUCUAAUUCAGAGAUGCGAAGGCCAACUAUAGAUUUUGAAUGGCUGAGUUUCAUUAUGUUCUUUAUUUUUCUUACAUUAAUAGUUAAAAUAUGAUAAGUUCUUCCUAUGUUGCUUUAAGUACUGCAUCUUUUCUUUCUAGGUUAUGUGAUGAGUUUUUUUACGCUUGUCAUUUUAGAAAAGCAUUUUCAUUGUAUUUUACAUAUUGCUUUUACAAUUAAAAUCAAUACUGCAUAA
Molecule: messenger RNA, 1822 nt
Organism: Carcharodon carcharias (great white shark)
Lineage: Eukaryota; Metazoa; Chordata; Chondrichthyes; Lamniformes; Lamnidae
Exons: 6
Coding region: 57-812 (251 amino acids)
Biological process (GO): negative regulation of macrophage activation; negative regulation of interleukin-2 production; negative regulation of T cell proliferation
Source: RefSeq, a predicted model, not a curated record